AUGCUUAAAUCCGUCACUAAGAAGUUGAAGCCCUUUAUCGAAGCCAAACUUAACGAGGAGUACGUCUCCAUAGCGAACGAUGCAAAUUUGUACUGUCUUGAUUACAUCGAGGAACGAUUGAAACGCUCAAAUAUCGAGUCUGAUCUUGAAUUUAUCCGUCCUCAAGCCGUGUCCGAAAAAAUUACCUCCAUCUCUGCAAAAAUAAUCGAAGUUGGCGAGCUACUGGAGACUUGCUACCCCCAUCUGUACAACAACGUCUCUAAACAACUUAAGGUGAAGCUUCGAAGCGAGGUGAUCGUUGGUGAUAUUUUCCGCAACUUUGGCCGCGAACUCUUUCGAGAGGGAGUCACAUGGGGAAGAAUCAUCGCGUUGUUCGCAUUCGCUGCGGCUGUAAGUACAGACUGUAUACACCAGGGACGACCCGAGCUGGUUAAAACAGUGUUAAACUGUGUGCGGCUAUAUGUACUGGAUCAUUUGGCGGUUUGGAUUAGAAGUCAGGGUGGCUGGGUAAGCUUUCAGUAUGAUUUGUCCAAAAGUUUGUGUAAAUCUGAAAUCUUAACAUCGAGUAUAGCCCUUUUCAAGGAAACUAUAUUUAAGUUCUUCUCUGUUGCGUGAACUAAAAAACAGGAGCAAAACGAUAUUUUCCGAAAAAACCUUAAGGAAAAAAAUACAAAUAAAGGGGUUAUCUGUUCUAUAGCAACAAUGACUAAAGUGUUUUCUACGAUCAAAGCUCGCGUGGACACGAUUCAAAGUUUACGAGUAAACAGACGUUAUUUUUCGCUCGAUAUACUAUCAAUGAAAAAAUAACACACAGCGAGGAAAAAAUCCAAAAUUUUUUUCAGUGUUUGAAUAUUUAUGACUAAAUUACUUGAUUUCUGCCCUUUCGGGCAUUAAGGUAAUAUCAGUAGUUUUUAAAAUUUUUGAACACAACUCUGGAUGAAGUUAAUUUUUAGAGAGAAAUAAAACCUGAAUUCUUAACCGAAAUGCAAACUAUAAUCAGCCUUUCUUCUUUAUAGCAGCCAGUAGAGUAAUGAGAGAAUAGAAAAAAAGUGACAACGAAAACAAAAGAACUAUUGAAACAUUUGCAUAUAUCAUUAAUCCUCCCUUUACUGUCUAAAAGGAAAAUGAUGAUGAGUAUGCUCUCUUAUUUCAACAUCAAAUAUAAACACCGGACACAAUCAAAAGAAAAGAAAAAAACUUGACGUAUUCAAACAAGCAGAGCUCGUUUUACUUCUAGCUAAUUUUGACAACGUUAUUUCCGAAGAUCGUCGAAACGCCACAAGGGGCUUUAUGAUAAUUUCCCUUAACUUUCAGGAUAUUGUCGAAGGCGCUUUUUUUCACGCAAAGUUGGGUUUCGCUAGCGACGAGUCGAAAUAAGGCUUCAUGGGCUUGAUGGAAUCGGAAUCAGAACGUUUUUAAUGCUUUACUUUUACGCUUAUGACCCUGUUUAAUAAAUAAAUAAAGUGACGUUCGAAGUUUCAGAAUUAUCAAUCUCACUGAUUGACUCCAUGCGGUUAAUAUCUUGUCAUGCAGUGAGCUAGGAUAGUAAAGAAAUGUACCAAAAACUAUGAUGCAUGCAAGCAAGAGACUAUAAAGGGGACAGAGAGGCCAUCCCCCAUAUACACCCUAUUCCAUAGGUAAUUCGUCUCGAGUUAUUUUUAGAAUCGGGAUAAAGUUUCCUCGCGCGAGGCGUGGAGGUUUCGUGGAGGUUUCGCAUGACCAAACGCUGUGCAAAACAUGUCGGACGAGAGGCAAUGAAAGCGUAAAAAGAUCGAGAGCAUUCCUGAAUAUUGAAGCGAAAUGAGUCGGCGCUCACCUGGGAAAAAGGAAUCGCUGGACUCUUUGACAACGCGUGAAAUCAGUUUAACUCGAAGUUGUCGUAACCUCAGUGCUUUAAUAAAAUGAGAAAUUUCGCCGGUCUAUUGAAACCGGUCGUUUGUACAAUUUAGGGAGUUUAAGAUCCAACGACGCGGACGACAACUAGAACGUCAAAAAAACAAUAGGUUUAAUUAGCAAAACAACAACUUCGCACGUGCAACACACUUUUUUGUUCAUUUCUUUCCCGUUUUUGCACGACUACGACGUGAAAAUGCCUAAUUUCGCGUUUUAUGGAGGACGUAAAUAAGCAACGACGAAAUUUUAUUUCUCUUUCUGAGCUUGAAUAUGGUCCCUUGAAAUUCAGCUUUAGGAGGGUUCGCCUACAAUUGACAAAGUAAGUGGGUAGGAAUAAUCGCUAUAAAGACUGAAAAAAAUAAACAUCAAACCAGAAAUUGCUCUCUUCAAACUGUAAAUUAUAAAUGAUCCUGAGAGAAUAUUCAGUGUGUUAAGGAUUUCCCUGCUCUACUGUUAGCUCUAUACAAGAGAGGAAGGGCGAUUCUUUUUUAAUUUCGGUUUCGCUGACACAGCUUUCGCAGAAAUCUCGCUGUAGUCGUUUUCGUCGACAAAAGGAAUAGCAAAAUCGCUCUCCGCGUCUUCCCCCAUUUUGUUCUGCGUCAUUUCGUGAAGGACGCGUGGCUCUCAGCGUGGGUCAUCCACGCGGAACACAUUCGCGCUAUGUGAUUGGCUGUUGUUUAAUCCCCCUCGAGAUCUGUUGUGUUAAAAAUAACUCAAGACGAAUUACCUAUGGAAUAGGGUGUAUAUGGGGGAUGGCCUCUCUGUCCCCUUUAUAGUCUCUUGAUGCAAGUUAUUAAUGUCACUCAGAACGAGAGUCUUUGUUACCGUUCAUGUGACAAGGGUGUACCACAAUUUCAAACUUUUUUCCAAUCUGUUUAGUCUCAAAAAUAGAGGCUAAUCAAAACGGGAAGCGAGACGUCACAUGGCGAAACCAAAUCUCGUAUCCAGAGUCCUCGGGCUCUUUGGUCAGCGGGAAUUCGCCAGGUGUAGUCGUGAAAUUGGACAAAACCGAGAACCCUGCUUGAUUUGCGAAUACAUACAACAUCAAUGACAGAAAUGUGAUGGGGAAUUUUAAGUCUGGUGAAAACAUGAGAAAGAAGUUUAUUCAGUCCGCGACACGGACAGCUCAGAAGGAAAAGUCUUCUUCCAAGCCACCUGUGUCACUGGUCGCUGCAGACUGAAUAAACAUCUUUGUGAUAUACAACCGAAGGAAAGUCUGUGUUAUCAAAAUGCAAUUAUCCACUUAUUACUUAGCUCUUAAGGAAAUAAACAAUACUUAACUUCUGUUCUUUUUCUUUAACAGAUUGAUUUGACGGAAAAGUUCAAGUGUAUAGAGAAGCGAUAUACAAUGACAUUCUUUAUUCGGUGGUUUGGCCAAAGUUCUUCUUGGUUAGUUCACACAAUGAAGGAUAAACUAUUAUCACUACUUGAUAAAAUAGGUGAAUAUAUUGGUCUUAUAAACAGUGGCUAG
This is a messenger RNA of Porites evermanni, 3364 nucleotides long. Lineage: Eukaryota; Metazoa; Cnidaria; Anthozoa; Scleractinia; Poritidae. The record is from the annotation of a GenBank genome assembly.